AAGCAAAUCUUCAUUGUUGUAUGUUGGUGGAGAAAAACAUGGACAUCCGCGUCAGAGUCAGGGGUUAGUGACUCCUACCCGAGUCGACGGUGAAUAUUCUGUAAGAACAUCAGGGAGGAUAGCCCGCUUGCAGACGUCUACCGACCACAUCGUCAGCGGCCAGGAUUGCUUCAUCGUUUUCUACUCAACUUGAAAUAUUUUCUAGGCGACGUACACUAGGCUAGCCGAGCGUGCAAGCCGGGGAUAGAGGGAAGCUAGGCAGUACUCACCACAUUGACCCACCACACGUUAGUGAGCAGGCAAGGAUGAGCCUAGCCGCCAUGAGUGAGUCAAGCAGCCUCCCUCCUGACGUCAGCACCCACGUGACACAAACCACCACCAUGCAGUCCCAGGUCGUGCACACCCCCUGGGUCAUGAGCCUCUUCAUCUUCCUCUACUCCCUCAUCUUCCUCCUCGGCCUCACCGGAAACUGCCUCGUGGCCUUCGUCGUCAUGCGCAACAAAACCAUGCAGACGAUCACAAACAUUUUCAUAACAAACCUGGCCAUUUCCGACAUCCUCAUGUGUCUACUGGCCGUUCCCUUCACCCCCAUUUCAUUUUUCCUCAACUCUUGGAUCUUCGGAAAAGCCUUGUGUCACAUCGUCCCUAUGAUACUCUGCAUCUCCGUCUACGUCUCCACCCUAACCUCCACCGCCAUCGCCGUCGACCGGUACUUUGUCAUCGUGUACCCCUUCAAACCCCGGAUGAAAGUCUACAUGUGUGUGCUGAUGAUCUUCGCCAUCUGGAUCAUCUCGAUCUCCAUCUCCCUACCCCUGGGGAUCUACCACGAGGUGGAGAAGGGGAACGACACGACACUGUACUCGUGCUCUGAGCAGUGGCCCAAGCCCCAGGCGCGACAGUUCUUCACGGUGACCAGUCUGGUGCUGCAGUACCUCGUGCCCUGUAGCAUCAUCUCCUUCUGCUACACCAUGGUGUCGCUGGCGCUGAAGAAGAGGUCGAAGGUCAAGAUUGGCAGCGGGGCCAGAACUAGGGAGAGGGAAGAGAUGGAGAUCAAGAGGAAGAAACGGACCAAUAAGAUGUUGAUUGCCAUGGUGGUCAUCUUCGUCUUGUGCUGGAUGCCUCUCAACAUGGUCCACCUAACCCGAGACGCCGACAGCACAGUCUUUGAGUGGCAGUACUUCACCCUCGUCUUUUUCAUCGCUCACGUCAUCGCCAUGAGCUCAACCAUCUACAACCCCUUCCUCUACGCUUGGAUGAACGACAACUUCAAGAAAGAGUUCCGGCAAGUUCUGCCGUGCCUGUUUUUCGGGCGCGGCAGCGGCGCCGGUGCCAGCAGCUACACACAGUACACCAACGUCGAGACCCAACAGCCCUCCGUCAUCAUCAACCGCUCGCCGAUCAAGAACGGCAGCGACAACACGGUGCUGAUGAAAGACGUGAAGGCGUAUUACGACACGGACUCGGAGAAGGUCCGGCUCAACGUGCUGCCUAACAACAGGGGGACUAACCCUAACCCGGCGCCUAACAACAGCGUCAAUAGCAACCACGUGACGCCAAUCCCCCUCGUGACCGGAAACUGUCUCGACAACAAACACCCAUCAAACGAGACGAAAAAAGUCGGUCCGACCACGGAGGAAACCGCAACAUGACCGAAAGGGGGCCUGCAAAUUUAUAACGAAAUUGUUGACGGUUACUAUUUUGGCCUUGACCUUGUUACUCGGCCUUGGACCAGACUGAUAGUCUCGAAGGGUCAAAGGUCGGCGUGAAACCUAUAGCCUCUAAGCUCAAAGAUAAAAAAGAAGAAAUCUCGCCUACAAACUAGCCAUUCAUUGGCUAAAAACUGAUGUGAUGACUCAGUCAUAUAAAUGUUCAAGUUUUUUCGCAAGAGAUCAAUUGAUAGUUGGUUACACUUACAUGAGGUGUAUUUCUGUUGUCGAGGGGUGUAUUUUCUGUUGUUGGGGGGUGUACUUUCUGUUGUCGUACCAUAUUUUUGUCUUCGUGUCUGGUUUAUGCAACCAAAAAAAAAGAAAAUAUGCUUUAUGAGAACAAAAUUCAUUUCUUAUUAUAUAGAAUUGUAUGUAUAUUUAAAUAUGUGUAAAAUACAUAUAUAAU
Molecule: messenger RNA, 2112 nt
Organism: Physella acuta
Lineage: Eukaryota; Metazoa; Mollusca; Gastropoda; Physidae
Product: prolactin-releasing peptide receptor
Biological process (GO): G protein-coupled receptor signaling pathway
Cellular component (GO): plasma membrane; neuron projection
Molecular function (GO): neuropeptide Y receptor activity; neuropeptide binding
Source: RefSeq, a predicted model, not a curated record